GAGGAGGGAGCGCACUGGAGCUUCAACAACAGAACACGAGGAACCAAAAUACAGAGCAGCACUGAAUCCCAUGCCUGCAUAACCACACCAACCACCACCUCCACCACCAGCAGCGCUGAACAAGCCCUUUACUACCCAACACUGCGCUCGAGAGCUUCCCAACCCAGCCAGCAGCAGCAGCUUCGAUACCUGCAGAGCACCUGAAGAUAUCCAUCAGAGCACCUGAGCAGUGGAUAAUAACCUUUAUAGCGAUUAUUGGACGCAUAUCAGCGCCUUUUAUCGCGCAGCCAGCUGGAGGUUCAGAGAGAGGCUGCACCCCUCCCCAAGAGGCUGACAAGCUGAGACAGACUGAGUGACCUACAUCCUGCAGUACGCCUGGAGCGCUGGGGCACAUCUCUGACAGCUUGACACAAGAUUCGCUGAAAAAAAGGAAAAACAACCGAAAACAAACAAAGACAAGGGGGCCGGGAGGCUCGGAGCUAAUUGUGUCACAUUCUCCAGACGUCAAGCAUUUUUUGACGUUUUUGCUUUGUCCCACUUGCUGAGCAUUGGCCUGCUUGGUCUCAGUUUGCGAGGAGUGGAACGAGGCUGUCCACUCCAUUGAGGACCUCGGGCGAUAAUUAAAUGCAGGGAACUGACACAGAGGCUCACCUCUUCUUAAUCUUUUUAGCCAAUCUGGACACUUGAAAGACAACGAACAGCCUUCUUCAGGAAACCAAUGAGGUUCACCCUUCCAGAGGCUAAAACACCUCAUGAAGUUUUCGCCGAUCCAGCGACCUAGUCAUUCUCAAGGCUCUUAAAAAGAAGGAGAUCUUACAGUCAGUCUGUCAGUGAGUCCUGUAUUGUUUCUACUGGUGGAAAACGCAAAAGCUUCCAAACUGGAUCCAUCUGAGGAACAAUGGAAAGCUUAACCUCGCCAAUCCCAACCAACUGUAGUACAAACGAAAACCUAGACAACUUGGAAACCUUCUCAGGCUACAACAACCCAGUCCCUUCACCAGAGGAUCACUCUCGCCCCGCCCGCGGUUCAUCCAAAUCAUCCAAGCAGAACAUGACGUGCAGACGCAAGCGUGAGUUCAUUUCUGACGAGAAGAAGGACGCUUCCUACUGGGAGAAGCGUCGCAAGAACAACGAAGCAGCGAAGCGCUCCCGGGAGAAGCGGCGCCUCAACGACAUGGUCCUGGAGAACAGGGUCAUUGCACUGAAUGACGAGAACGUGCGCCUAAAAACAGAACUCUUGCAGCUCAAACUUCGCUUUGGGCUCAUCAGUGCAGCCUCCUACAUGGAAAAGAGUCAGCAGAUCGGAGGAUCCGUCAGUGGAUCCUCUGGAGGCUCCUCUAGUUCCUCCAGUCACUUUUAUACCAGUGGCUACUCAAGCAGUUCUCAAGUGAUGAUGAACUCUGAUUCUUCAGAGACCGAACUGUCUGGCCGAGGGGAUGAACGUGCCCAGUUGGCGAAGUACUCUCCAAGAGGGUCUCUUUCGGAUAUGUCUGACAGCUCCUCCCGUGACAGUCCAGAGCCAAUGAGUUAUGACAUCAAGCAAGAAGGAGCAGGGCUGGAGAUGGAAAUUGCGAACGGCACCACUACACAAGUCAUGUUCAACGUCCAUCGGGAGUUACCCACACAGCACCACCAGCAUAACUUUCAGACGGGAUACCACAACCACCAACACCAGCAGAGGCGGCAACAAGAGGCGAUGAUCAGUGCCGUUGCACCUCCAGUCCAGACUGCUCAGAGGAGCGUCAUCCUGUAUCGGUCCAGCAGCAUCUCAUAUCCUGUGGAGAGUUCAAGACCUCAGGAAAUGACUCAACACAAACUGCCGCAGUCUACCGAAGGAUCAAGCAGAAGCACUGAAAGCCUUGCAGAGGUGACCAAACAGCUUGAGAGGAAGACCUUAAACUCUCCCCAUCAUGAGUACUCAGAUGGAGAAGUGACAGAAAGACAAGCCUACAUGGUCCACCACCAGCGACUUUCCCUUGACUCCCAGAAAGAAGGUGACAACAUGGCACCAGACCUUCUCCACAGGCAAGAGGAUGAGGGCGACGAGGCACAGCUCUACCAGCAGCAUCUCUCCUUUCACAGCCCACAAGAUGAAGAGCCUCCGGUGUUGACCUACGAAGGAGGUCCCAGAAAGGAAGGGUAUUAUCAAGGCCACUCUGGAAAGGACACCUCCUCAAGCGAGGGCGAUCCCCGCAGCUCUGACAAAGACGCAUCCACUGAUGACGAGUGCCCAUCUUCGUCAAGUUCCGACACUGGUAGCUACCACCAGCAAUCUCCUCUGGCGGAAGGGCCAAACUCCUCUCCGAACAGCCAAAGCAGAGACGGACAUGCGGAGGUUAAAGGCACGGCACUGCCGCACAAACUGCGCCUCAAGCACAGAGCCUUGAGUAACGGUGGUGCGACAAGUCAAGAAUCGUUAACUGGUCACCCGUUACCGCAGCAUCCUUACCUGGCGUUGGCUCAGACAAGCCACCAGCUUCAGAUUGGUACGGAGAGGGAGCUUCAGUCGGCAGAAUUCUGCCAGCAGGCCAGCCCAACAGAGGAUAGAAGUAUUUACUGCGGGAAGAAAGACCUUGGAGUGCGCAGUAGUCAGAAUAAGAGGCACGACUAAGCGCAAAGGACUUUAUGGGAACUGCUGUUAUGAGUGGUCGUUCCUAAUGGAUUGGGUUGUUACAAUGCCUUGAGAGUCUAUAUCAACUCCCACCCCCCACCCUCACCUCGUUUCCAACCCCUCGUUCCCAGUUCCAGGUCUGGCAUUAUCCUUUUAGACUCCUGUGGAAGACAGAGACAUGAACAGACUGUGGACAGUGUCAGACAUUGGACAAUGUCAAUACCGAAAGAAGGCCAGAACUUCUGGAUGCACUGUAUUAUACUGUAAGGACUAUCAACGGACUGCUCUUAUCGCAUCUGCUCCCAUACUGUAACAGUAGCAACGAAUGGACUGUCCACAUUUGUCCCACAUUCAAACAAAUAACAUGCAGCAAACAAGGCAAUAUCAAUCGAUAACGCAAGGCAUUCUGCAACCCACACUUAGUAACUGUAAAUAUAUCAGAACUUUUAAGUGCCCCCUUAUGAUUGGCGUCCAUUUUUUUUUUUUUUUACUUUCUAAACGCCAAAUCAGAAUCUCUGUGUGUGUGUUUGUGGCUGUUCACCACAAAAUAUACCAAACACCUAAGGAUUCUG
Astyanax mexicanus (Mexican tetra) is the source of this 3183-nucleotide messenger RNA. RefSeq names its product nuclear factor, interleukin 3 regulated, member 2 (gene nfil3-2). Gene Ontology annotation, molecular function: DNA-binding transcription factor activity; DNA binding. The record is from RefSeq and is a predicted model, not a curated record. Gene Ontology annotation, cellular component: nucleus. The transcript has 2 exons. Gene Ontology annotation, biological process: circadian rhythm; regulation of DNA-templated transcription. The coding region runs from base 899 to 2611 and encodes 570 amino acids. Lineage: Eukaryota; Metazoa; Chordata; Actinopteri; Characiformes; Acestrorhamphidae.